Messenger RNA from Sphaeramia orbicularis (orbiculate cardinalfish), 10366 nucleotides. It is a transcript of the gene jmjd1cb, whose product is annotated as jumonji domain containing 1Cb. Gene Ontology annotation, cellular component: chromatin; histone deacetylase complex. NCBI's taxonomy places the organism in Eukaryota, Metazoa, Chordata, Actinopteri, Kurtiformes, Apogonidae. Gene Ontology annotation, molecular function: chromatin DNA binding; histone H3K9 demethylase activity; transcription coregulator activity. Gene Ontology annotation, biological process: regulation of transcription by RNA polymerase II. The record is from RefSeq and is a predicted model, not a curated record.
GAUGCGGUUCAGUGUUUCACACAGAGAAAAGAGGCUCGCGCGGGUGGAGACUGACUGACUGCUAGCACAUUUAAAUCCCCCGGGUCGGUUUUUCCAGCUUUUUCGGCAACGAUAACUUUUUCCUUUUUGUGUUUUUUGUUCUGCCGUUGGAUUCGUUUCGAGCGGGUUUUCAUGUCGUAAAUGACAGGUCUGUAAAAAAGGGCGUCGUUGUUGGGAAGUUCUUUUUUUUCGGCGGAGGGGGGGGGGUGUUUUUUUUUUUGGACCAGCUUUCCUUCAGAGCCAUGGCAGUCGAGGCUCGGCCGGAGCUGGUCGGGAAGCGGUUCCUCUGUGUCAGCGGGGACGAGCCCCCUGAAAUCGCCGACAUUGCUCGGUGGCCAUGGAGGUCCGGGGUCAUUAGAGCCGUCAACCACCGGGACAACGACAACCUGGAGCUGACGGUAUACGUGGAGUUUGAUGACCAGGAGUGGGAGAAAAGAGAGUGGGUGAAGGUCUAUGAGGAUUUCCAGCUGUUUCUACUGGAGCACCAGCUGGUCUGGGCCAAGAGGAAGGAGGGAGCAGGCACAGGAGGAGGAGGGUGUGGAGGUGGAACAGCAGCAGCAGCAGCAGGAGGAGGAGGAGCAGGAGCUGGAGCAGGUGGAGGAGCAGGAGGUCUGCUGCAGGGACCCAAGGCCAAACACAUCCAGUGGCCUGCCCUGUCCUUUAAGCCAGUGGUAGGGAAGAGCCUGUUGUCAUCGGUAACAGCAGUGGAAUUCUUGUUAGACCGACAGCUGGACUUCCUGUCUGACCGUUCAUCCUUCCAGCCGUACCAGGAUGAAGUGGACAGUCAGAACCCCGUGUUAAGAGACAACCCUCAGCUCCACGAAGAAGUGAAGGGUUGGCUCAAAGACCAGAAAGUGCAGGAAAUCUUUAUGCAAGGUCCAUAUUCGCUGAAUGGCUACCGUGUGCGUGUAUACAGACAGGACUCCGCCACCCAGUGGUUCACUGGCAUCAUUACACAUCACGACCUCUUCAGUCGAAACAUGGUCGUUAUGAAUGACCAGGUGCUAGAGCCUCAGAAUGUGGACCCAUCCAUGGUUCAAAUGACCUUUCUGGAUGAUGUUGUUCACUCACUGUUGAAAGGAGAAAACAUUGGCCAUCACCUCCAGCGAAGGCCAGAUCGAGCCAAACAACACACUGCCCACAUGGCGGGAGGGAGACCCGGCGGGACCACUGGCAACACUCAGAGUCAUUAUACGCGAGCCCAAGCCAACAGUCCCCGUCCCAUCAUGACCUCGUCAGGACCCAACCCCAAAGGUUCCCAGGGAACACUGGCCUCUCAGCAACAGAGCCAAUCACAGCAAAGCCAGCAAACAGCCAGCCAAUCACACCACUCACCCAGUGGAAGUGGGCGGGAGCAGAGAGAGCAACGGAACUCCCGCUCUUCAAGGAGAAAAGGAUCAGACAGCAGCGUUCCAGAGGAGGACAAGGACAGGAGAGAGGAGUCCACAGGGAGAGACUUGAAGUCAAAGGCCAAACAGGCAGUUAACAAACGUAGAAAAGGAGAGGAAGAUGAGAAGAAAGCAGGGUUAAAGAGGCUGAAGACUGACUUAACAUCUGAUCUGUCAGAGAGCAGUGACUCUGAAAACCCCCACAAUAAGAGGACAGUCCACUCCUCCUGCUGCUGCUCUUCUUCCUCGUCUUCAUCCUCGUCAUCCUCCUCCUCCUCCUCUUCCUCAGAGCCCAACUCUGAAAAUGAGUUAAAGACUCGUAGCACCGAUGGCAAACAAAGUGCCGUGUCCAAAAUGGAGGAGGAUGAGAAGCCACUGAUGGCAGGUGUCAAAAUCAAUGACUCAUCAUCUCUCAUUGGCCGCCUGUCUCCAUGGGCGGAGCUUCAAGCAUCAGAAGACAACAAGAAGGGAGUUGUUAAGGAAACAAAUAAAAUAUCGAAAGAGGAGGAGGAACUUGUGGCAGUAACGCAGAUCACCCAGUCUCCACAGCAACAGACGUCACUGAUGUCUGACGGCGUCCAGAGCAGCAUCCAGGGCAGUGUCAUCGACAACAGCAAGAACGCCAUGAAAGCCUCAUCUCGGUCACAGACGCCGUCCCUGUCUCAUCUCCACGGCGGUGGUGUGAUUGACAUCACCGACGAUGCCCAGGCCACCGUUCACCAGGAGAGUUCAGAGGCGGUGUCGGCGCUGCUCGCCUCCCAGAAGGCUGAGUCCACGGCUCUGUCGCCUUAUCUUCCCCUCAACCCCUCCCCCGUGUCCUCACCUCCUGUCCCACCAUCACCCUCCCCAUCAGAGGGGGGCCGUAGAACGGACAUUGACCCUCCCACACAGCAGCAGGGGAUUAUGGGAGGGAGCAUCACAGCAGCCAGGAGUUUAAGCCACAAGAUGGAGUUUGCUCCCUCUGAGGUCAUCAGACCGGUCACAUCCAUGGCUGAAAACGUGCUGGUGGAGAAGGAGAAGACUGUCCUUCCUCAUCAUCAUCAUCUUCUUCAUCAGCAGCAGAACACACAACAGCAGCAGCACUACACACAUAUCCACCCCAGUAUCAAGAGCCCGUCCCUAUCUGAGGAGACGAAAACACCAUCAUCAUCCUCAUCAUCAUCAUCAGCAGCAGCAGCACAGCAGCACUCCCACAAGAUGAACGCGGUCCUGUCCCCUGACUUACCAAAUUCCAAAAUGAGCCCCAGUCCCAACCUGAACCCACACCUGGACUCCCUUAAACAGAAACCCCUGCACCCCAACAACUCUCAGAGCCAUCCAUACCCCAACACAAACCCGGGUGACCUCCUGAAGGCCAAGCCCCCCCCAGGCCUACUGGACGCCUUUAAACCUAAACCCAACACCUCCCCAGAAGUGUCCAAACAUAAAAUCUCCAGAUAUGCAGACACUUCCCCUCCUCCGACGGGCCGUUUGUCCACUAAAGUAGAAGCAGCAGAAACUCCCCGGUCCAGUUUUAAGCCAGUCCAGGCCCGGUCGGAGUCGGGGGGUAGCACCCCCAGCACCACCAAGAGCCCCCUGAUCAUCGACAAGAAUGAGACCUUCACUGUUUACAGGGACCCAGCACUGGUCCGCUCUGACACCGAGAAUUCCGCGUCCGCCAGUGUCUCAUCCAACCACGUGGCGGCGUACCUCCACCCCCACCUGCACCCACUGCACUCCCCCUCGCCUCAUUCUCCCUGUCUCACCCCCGCCUCGCACCCCCAUGCUGCCUCACACCUCCUCGCCCCUCCUCACACCACAGCCCUACCUCACCCGCAUCUCUUACCCCCAGGGGUGCUCCCAGCUAUGCCCCCGCCCACAGCGUCGCUCCUCGGAGGACACCCCCGUCUCGACUCCCCCAGCGGGUUGGGUCACCUGGCCUUGACCCACCCAGCGGCGGCGGCGGCGCACCAACAACAGUUCCUCCAGGGUCAGGGUCCUCCACCCCCUCCUCCUCUGCUGGCCCAGGCUCACAGCGGGGCAACAGGCCUGGGUCUACCACUCCUCUGGCAGUACCCCAAUGGAACACCAGCCUCAUACCCCCCAGGCCUCAACCUACCCCCCACGGCCAAGUGGGUCCACCCUGAAAACCCUGUCACGGUGAACUCAGAGGUCUCUCUGAGGAGGAACACAGCCAGUCCGUGGUUGCACCAGGCCGGUGGUUCUGCUGGAGACAGUCUGGGUUUGCUGAGCCAUGUUCCUGUCCGACCAGCCAGCGCUGACCCCCACCGCCCCCCAGUGAAGAUCAGCACCCCCAGCCCCCCUCUGUCCAAGGCCAGUGUGGACCUCCAUAAAGAAGACAUGGAAAAGAAGGCGUUCAUAGAUCCAAUCAGGACGUUGACGUUGGCCCAGCUGAAACAGGAGCAGACAGACAGGAGUCGAACCCCCACAGGGAAGGAAGUCCACCUGCAUCGACUCUAUUCUCUGGACCCCCACAGCAAACUACGCCUGGCAAACAGUCAGGAUGCAGUUCAGGCGGCGGACCGAGCCAUUAAAUAUAAAGAGGAGAAUCGCCAAAUCCUGAAAGAGAGCAUUGAGGUUGCACCCUACACCGCUAAGAUCCAGCGCUCCGCUGACCCAGUCCUGGACAGGGACCGGGAAAGAAGCCGAGAGCCCGCCUUCCCUGUCCGAAUUCCAGCCCUCGCUUCCCCCAGCCCCAAAGCAGGCCACACCCACCCCCACAUCAUUCAGUCAGAAAAGAGUAAUUACUUCACCACGCUGUCCAACAGUGUAGUGAACGAGCCUCCAAGGCUCUACCCCUCCAAGGACCUGGGCUCUUAUUACGAUAAAGUAUCUGGAGCUUCGGGGGUGGUGGCCAACAUUGGGACGGCCAUGCCGACCCAGGGGUCCCUGCCCCAGGGUUAUGGCUCCAAAUCUUCCCUCUCCAAGCCCCCACCCCUCAUUAAGCACCAGCCAGAGGGAGGAGAGGGUUUAGCUGGGAAAAUCACAGAGCAGCUGAGUCAGCAGGUGACGCUGGUUCAGCAGCACCACUCCCACCACACUGCUAUGGACAGGAUAGAACGCCGCAGCCCCGCCAUCUCUCCUCUAUCUUCGUCUACGUCCUCCUCCUCCUCAGCCUCCAACCACCAUCACCACCAACAGCAGCAGCAGCUCAGGGCAAUGCCAUCACUUCACCGCGCGCCCGUCCAUCCGCCCACACAACACGCACUGGAACGCAAAGAGGCUGCAGAGCGAGAGCGUGAACGAGAGAAGGAGCGGGAGCGGGAGAGGGUGGGUUAUGGUGGACGCCUGUCCCCCCCAACUCUCACACCCAUCCAGCCUGUUAGCUUAGCUGGUAGCAAGACAUCAGCAGAGCAGCAGAAGCCCCCGCUGCUGCCUGAACUCAGGGACAUUAAAGGUCAUGGAAAUGCCGCCACCGCUGCCACAUCAGCAGCCUCAGGCAUCGGUGGGGAGAUUAUGACAUCAUCAACACAGCGCUGGGGAGGAGACAUGAUUCAGGAAAGAGGAGGGCUGAGGGGGAAGCCUCAAGCUGCAAUGGCAUCAGUCAUUGUGCGUCCUUCAACCUCUGUGAAGUACGACAGUGCUUUUGGUGCUAAUAAAUCUGGUGCUAUGAUCCAAAAGGAGCCCCCCCAGGGGAGGUUCUACACAUCCAAGUUACAGGGAGAAAACCCCCGACCAGAGAGCGGUAGGGUUAUCCAGCACAACUCUAACCUGGAUGACUUAUGUUAUAAUAAAAAGACAUCUGCCCGUGGCACACAAGGCACUGUGGGAGCCACCAGCACAAACUCUGUGUGCAGGACUCCUGGCUCCGCCUCCACAGUUUACGGCGCACAGAGUAAAACUGGGCCGGCCAGCGAACUGGGUUACUCCCCUGGAGGUGACAUCACACAUAAAGCUGGCAUUUGUAGCCGGGUCAUGAGCCACUCUGUACCAGGAGAACUCCACGAUGGACUAGGAUCACGCACUACAUCUCCAGGAGGGUCUUUGCCUCCUCCCAGUCCAGCAGGGACACCUCAGCCCAGCCCCAGCCUCACCCCCACCCCCACAGCCACACCCUGCUCCGUUUCUGGCUCCACCCAGCCUUACUCACCCUCGUUUAUACACCUCAAGAAACACAAAGCCGCCUUAGCUGCAGCUCAGUCCAGAUGUAACUUGUCAGGUGCGUCCCCGUCUGUCACAGCGGGAAACCCCCUCACUGUGGAUUCAGUUGACAAAAUUCACAGCUCCCCCCCUCUACCCACCUCCACCCAAGCCUCUUCGUCCUUUAAUGACAGCAGCAGCUCAGUGAGUGGCAGCACAACGCCGGGCAAGUCCAGCCCCCUGCCCAACGGCCAGUCGCCCGCAUCCGCAUCGACCAGCAGCAGUCAGCCCAGUAACUACCACAAACUGAAGGCCUGGUUAACCCGGCACUCAGAGGAGGACCGCAACACCACAGCUACAACCAGCUCUACUGGGACUAAAGCAGAGAAAGUGCCCAGUAGCAACAGCAACAACAGCAGCAGCAGCAGCAGCAGCAGCGGAAACACAAACACCACCACAGCCAUGUCAGAAAAUAAACCCUGCACUGUCAAUCUGAGCGCUUCCACUUCAAGUGAGGUUGAGAUGAACAAAGAGAGUGGAAACAAAGGAGAGAGGGAGCGGCACCCCGAUGAGAAGGCAGCUGGGGGGAGGAGGAGGUGAGGAAAGGAGGCGCCAUCCGCACGGCGAGGGAGCAAACGGACGUAUGACUCCGGGUCAGACAGCGGCGGCGACGACUCGGACACCAGCGAGAGCAAUGGCCGAGCCAAGCGUCAGCCAAAGCCCACCUACAAGAAGAAACAGAACGACACGGCUAAAAAGAAUGGAGACGACAAAGAUGAGGACGACGUCAAGCCCAACGGGAUUUUCAGAUCGGCAAUGGAGAAGACCAAGCUCAAACUGGCCAGCAGCAAUGGAAUUCCCCGUUCUGUGCUGAAAGACUGGAGGAAGGUGAAGAAGCUGAAGCAGACCGGAGAGUCAUUCCUACAGGACGACUCCUGUUCAGAAAUUGGACCCAACCUGCAGAAGUGUCGUGAAUGCAGAGUGAUUCGCAGUAAGAAGGGGGAGGAGCCCACCCACUCCCCCGUCUUCUGCCGCUUCUACUACUUUAGACGCCUGUCCUACAGUAAAAACGGGGUGAUCCGGAUGGACGGUUUCUCCUCUCCAGACCAGUUUGAUGAUGAAGCCCUGGCCCUGUGGGUCCCAGGGGCCAUGGAGGAGAGUCACCUGGACCAAACCACUGCCAAGUACAUCCUCAGUUUCAUUGGAGAUAAGUUCUGUCAGAUGGUGGUGACGGAGAGCACAGCGGCUUCAUGGGUCAAGAAGGACGCCAAGCUGGCAUGGAAGCGAGCGGUCAGGGGCGUCAGGGAGAUGUGUGACGCCUGCGAGGCAACGCUGUUCAACAUCCACUGGGUUUGUCAGAAGUGUGGCUUUGUCGUAUGCCUGGACUGUUACAAAGCCAAGGAGAGGAGCUCCAAAGAUAAAGAGCUGUACGGCUGGCUGAAGUGUGUGAAAGGCCAACCCCAUGAUCACAAACACCUGAUGCCCACACAGAUCAUACCUGGCACAGUGCUGACUGAGUUGGUGACUUCCAUGCAUUCAGCCAGAGACAAACACAACAUCAAGUCUUUCUGUCCCUGCACCAACAAACAGAACCUCCUCACCAAACUCCCAGCCACAAACGGAGUCUCCCAGGUCCUGCAGAACGUUCUGAACCACAGUAACAAACUGUCCCUGGUCAAAGCAGAGCCUGGAUCUCAGCAGCAGACUCCAGACCAGGGAGGAACCAAAGCAGAGACUAAUGGAGGAGGGGGAGGCAGCAGCCCGGCCAGUGAUGCAGGAAGUGCCCCCGUCACCCCCCCAGAGUCCCAGUCCCCCCUGCACUUCCUGGCCAACCUGGCCGAGCAGAAGUCCAGAGAGGAGAAGAAGGAAAACAAGGUCGUGUUGCUCAGUAAAUCAGUGAAGGAGGAUAAGGAUGGAGACAGUCUGGAGGUGCUGCAAGCAGUGUAAGACCACAGCCCUGGUCUCCACAAUACAGAGCAGGGCUCCACCCUGAGGGACCUGCUCACCACUACCGCGGGAAAACUCAAACUGGGAUCCACCGACGCCGGCAUUGCCUUCGCUCCCGUCUACUCGACUGCAUCACAGCCCGGUAAAGGCGGCCGCACCAUGCCCAACAUACUGGACGACAUCAUUGCAUCCGUCGUUGAGAAUAAUCCAGCAAGUCGUCAGAACAUCAAAAUUAUCAUUAAGCAAGAGGCCGUCACCCCAGCAACAACAGCAGCCCUACCCCCGGUGGUUACUGAGGACACCAAACCUGACAGGAAGAAGGCGUCGCCCAUCACAGCAGCAGGGCCGGAGGAAUCCACCAAUCAGUAUCCAGACAUUCCACACUGUUGGUUAAACAACAGACGCCUUCUGUGGCAAGACCACCGCAACCAGAACAACUGGAAACUGUUCAGAGAAUGCUGGAAACAAGGACAGCCUGUGUUGGUGUCAGGGAUCCACAAGAGGCUGAACUCUGGACUGUGGAAGGCCGAUUCCUUCAAUCAGGAGUUUGCAGACCAUCAGGGAGACCUUCUGAACUGUAAAGACCAGGUGGUCUCCAACUCUGGAAUUAAGGAGUUCUGGGAUGGAUUUGAGGACAUCACCAAGCGACCAAAGUCCACAGAUGGAGAGCCCAUGGUGUACAGGUUGAAGGACUGGCCAUCUGGAGAGGAGUUCAUGGCUCUCAUGCCCUCAAGGUAUGAUGAUUUGAUGAAGAACCUGCCCCUCCCAGAGUACUCGGACCCCGUGAACCUGAACCUGGCCUGCCCACCUGCCUCGUUCUUUGUCAGACCGGAUCUAGGACCAAGACUCUGCUGCGCCUACGGUGUGGCUGCAUCUCAGGACCAGGACUUUGGGACCGCCAACCUCCAUGUGGAGGUGUCGGAUGUCGUCUCUGUUCUGGUCUACGUUGGAGUAGAAGGCAAUGGAGUCCUCUCCAAAACUGGAGUGUUGAAGCGUCUGGAGGAGGAGGAUCUGGAUGAGGGGGUCCGAAAGAGGCUGAAGGACUCCAGCGAGACACCAGGGGCGCUGUGGCACAUCUACCUCAAUAGAGACAUGGACAAAGUCCGCGAGUUCCUGCACAAGCUCUGUAAGGAGCAGGGAUUGGACAUGUCCCUGGAUCAGGACCCAAUCAGAGAGCAGGGCUGGUACCUGAGCAGGAAGCAGAGACAGCGGCUGAUGGACGAACACGGGGUUCAGGGAUGGACCGUGGUCCAGUUCUUAGGAGACUCUGUCCUCAUACCAGCAGGUGCCAUGCACCAGGUCCAGAACCUCCACAGUUGUGUUCAGGUCAUAAAUGACUUUGUUUCUCCUGAACACGUGUCCAACUCGUUCCAUCUGACCCAGGAGCUGCGUCCCACCAAAGAGGAGGUCAACUACGAAGACAAACUACAGGUGAAAAACAUCCUGUUCCACUGUGUGAAGGAGGUGGUGACGUCCCUGAAGAGGAGCAGCGCUGUGGAGGAGGACGUUGAAGACAACUCAUGACCCUCCACCACCACCUCACCCACAGUGCAUCACACACUCACCUCGCUCCACCUCCUCACAUGGAGGACUAUGUCAUGUGACCAAGGCGGUUCACUUGGGGCUCGUCCUUCAUCAUCGUCAUCGUCAUCAUCAUCAUCAUCCCAAACCUUCAGUGCCAAGAGGAGAGACAGAGGAGGACGGACGUCUGGACGGACAGGGAACACGGACAGGGAACACAGGGGCAUUCUGGGACGCAGAGGCCUAGACGGUAGGAAGCCUUAUCAAAGCCACUAUGAUAUAGACGGAGCAGGGCCUGGUACCGCCCACAGUGUCUGGUACCACCCACAACGUGUGGAACCGCCCACAGUGUGUGGAACCGCCCACAGCGUGUGGAGCCACCCACAGCGUGUGGUCCCAGGCCUGAUGAAGACAGCGCCCUCUGCUGCUCCCCCCCAUGUCACAGACUGGGGAUGUGUGCAGAGCAGGACACGGAGCGUCCGUCUGUUCCAGGAGCCUCCAGGGUAGAAGAGCACGACAGCAUCACCAGCAGCAGCAGCAUCAGGAUCCAAACUGUCAUCUCUGAUGUUUAGACACAAAAAAUUUUAAAAAGACAAAAAAAAAAACAGAUUCAAGGGGAAAAAUGCAACACAGAGAAAUCUCAGAUGUUGAGUUGAGCAAACGUUUCUGCUGCUCCCUCAGUUGUUCCUUCUGUAAUCUAUCUGUUCUGUCUUUGGCUGUUUUUGUUCGGGAUUUUUCUUUUCAUACACACUUUGUUUAUUUCCUCUGUGAAGAUGUAUUUAUUUUAUAGUUCUAUGGUAAUGGAGACAAAACAGCAUUAAUGUAAUGUGACUUGUACAGAUUUUUUUUUUUUAAUUUUGCUAUGUGGUUUUCAGUUGAAAUACGGCUCUACUGUGAUAGAGGACACACACACACACACACACACACACACACACACACACACCAGCUAAUGCCUGUAACUUUGGGAAAAGGUUGAUGAGCUCUCAGUCCUCAUGCCAUAAAUACACUUUUGAAAAUGAACUGCCAAACUAUUGUAAAGAGUGUAAAGUUGUAUUAUGUAAAAAUAACAAAAUGGCUUCUACACUUAAGCAUUUUAUGGAAAAGUAUUUGCUGUACAAUUGAGACAUUUACAAAAAAGAUGUAAUUUAUUUAAGAAAAUAAUUAAUUGUCUUGUUUUUGUUUUGUUAAGAUUUACUAUGGUGAACUUUUGAAGUUAAAAGAUAAUGAAAAACUUAACUAUAAUGUAAAUAUAUACAUAUAUACAUUCACUGAGGUAUUUUUUUAAAACAUGGCUUGCUUCAAUUUUAAAUUUUAAAGUGCAAGUGUUACAUGCUUUGUACAUUGAAGUUCAGAAGGGUUUUACAUUUUCCAUUAAAAUGGAUUUAUCAGAA